Molecule: messenger RNA, 882 nt
Organism: Alligator sinensis (Chinese alligator)
Lineage: Eukaryota; Metazoa; Chordata; Crocodylia; Alligatoridae
Gene: TMEM234
Product: transmembrane protein 234
Exons: 5
Coding region: 26-427 (133 amino acids)
Source: RefSeq, a predicted model, not a curated record
GGCCGGAAGUGGAGGUGGCGUUGCCAUGGCCCCGCUAGGGGACGUGCCCGUGCUCGUCCUCGUGGCUGUUCUGUGGGGAGGGACCAACCCCUUCCUGAGGACGGGCACGGAGGGGCUGGAGAAGGUGAAGCGGGAGACCCGGCUGCUGCAGCUGCUUGCAGAAAUGAGAUUCCUGCUCCUCAACUACAAGUAUAUGGUGCCACUUGCAUUUAACCAGUGUGGAUCUGUACUCUACUAUGUCACAUUGGCAUCGGCAGACCUCUCUCUGGCAGUUCCUCUCUGUAACUCUCUGGCUCUGAUCGUCACCCUAAUAACCGGAAAGGUCCUUGGGGAAGACGUCGGUGGUAAAAGGGCCAUGGUAGGAAUGCUGCUCACUGUCUUAGGGGUCGCCCUCUGUAUAGCUGGUUCUGUGAAUGAGAAGCAGUGAGAUAUUGGGAGAAGAAAAGAAUAUGCAGAAGAUGAUGCUUGUAUUUGGGAACUGGUACCCUACCCUCCCUGAACCAGCACUGAGCGGCACAGUCCAGGUUUGGGCCCUUUUGGAGGCUGACUGUUGAGAAGUGAGCUUUUCUAGCUGGAUUAUCUUUGUCUUCAUUGUUCCGUGACACCAAGCCUAGAAUACUUGGUUUUUGAGACCUCUGUAAACAGCCGUGCCUUGGUUUUCUUCAGCCCUCCAUCCUGGUGUCCAGAACUCUGGCAUUGUGGGAAGCUUGUGAAAUAAUCUGCAUUUACUCCGUUGCACUAAUUGAGGCACUGGCAUUUCAAAACCCAGGCAAAGCGGGUGGCAAUCACAAAGAGGUUAUUGUGUAGAGUCAACACCUGGGUUUCACUGUUAACAAGUUGUCUCCUUACAAGAUAGUGUGUUUUUAAAAAAAAAAAAAAAAA